GCUGUGAGGGUGAAGCACAAAGCACAACCGAAAGGUCCCCCCAACAAUAGCAACGAUGCCACCAACAUUCCCGAACUUCUCCAACUCAGUGAAGCUCAAGUAUGUUAAACGUGGCUACCAAUGCCUAGUGAAUCACUUCCUUACCUUCCUUCUCAUCCCUCUCAUGGCUGGAAUCCUCCUUCAAGUCCUCCGGGUGGGCCCAGAAGAGAUCCUAAACCUCUUGUCUUCUCUCCAAUUCGACCUCGUCCACGUCCUCUGCUCAACAUUCCUCAUCUUCCUCAUCGCUACCAUUUACUUCAUGUUCAGGCCUAGACCCAUUUACCUCGUAGACUAUGCUUGUUUGAAGCCACCUAACAUUUGUCGUGUUCCCUUCUCCACCUUCAUGGAACAUUCAAAACUCAUCAACAAAGAUAACCCUAAAAGCAUCGAAUUCCAAAUGCGGAUCCUUGGACGAUCCGGACUCGGCGAGGAAACGUCUCUUCCACCCGCGAUUCAUUACAUCCCUCCAACACCAACCAUGGAAGCUGCAAGAGGUGAAGCCGAGUUAAUCAUCUUUUCUGCUAUUGAUAAUCUCUUCAAGAAGACCGGAAUCAAGGCGAAUGACAUCGAUAUACUCGUCGUGAAUUGUAGCUUGUUCUCGCCAACACCGUCGUUGUCGGCCAUGGUGGUGAACAAGUACAAGAUGAGAAGCAACAUUAGAAGCUUCAAUUUGUCUGGAAUGGGUUGUAGUGCUGGGCUUAUAUCGGUGGAUCUCGCUCGUGACCUUCUUCAGGUUCACCCUAAUUCGUUUGCUUUGGUUGUGAGUGCUGAGAUAAUAACCCCUAAUUAUUAUAAAGGGAACAACAGAGGUAUGCUUGUGCCCAAUUGUUUAUUCCGUAUGGGGAGCGCAGCAAUCCUCCUCUCGAACCGCAGGAAGGAUUCGUGGCGCGCCAAGUACCGGCUCGUCCACCUGGUCCGAACCCACAAGGGAGCCGAUGACAAGGCUUACCGGUGCGUGUUCGUGGAGGAGGAUGCAGAAGGUAAGGUCGGGACUUCGCUUUCGAAGGAUCUAAUGGCGGUUGCCGGUGAAGCACUGAAGUCGAACAUCACAACGAUCGGGCCGUUGGUGUUGCCGGCAUCGGAGCAGCUACUCUUCCUCUUGACCCUCAUCAGAAAGAAGCUCUUCGACCCAAAGUUGAAGCCUUAUAUUCCCGAUUUCAAGCAGGCAUUCGAGCACUUCUGCAUCCAUGCCGGAGGGAGAGGUGUGAUAGAUGAGUUGCAGAAGAACCUCCAGCUGUCGGCAGAGCAUGUGGAAGCAUCAAGAAUGACAUUGCACCGGUUUGGAAACACGUCAUCAUCGUCUCUAUGGUAUGAAUUGGCAUAUAUUGAGGCUAAAGGGAGGAUAAAGAAGGGAGAUAAGGUCUGGCAGAUCGCGUUUGGAAGUGGGUUUAAGUGUAACAGUGCUGUUUGGAAGUGCAACCGUAGCAUUAAAGCUCCAACUGAUGGUCCUUGGGUUGAUUGCAUCGACAGGUACCCUGUGGACAUCGCUGAGGUCCUCACGCUAUAGAGUUUGAUUCUUGUGCAGAAAUUCACUGCACCCACUAAGCUUCUUUCUAAAAUUUCUCUUUCUUCUCAUCAUAAACCCAUCAAGCUAAGGCUGCUAAGGUAAGAUAGAGAUCAGAAUAUCCUCAUUUUCUUCUUAUUCUCCUAUCCGAUAUACAUGAGGAGG
Telopea speciosissima is the source of this 1708-nucleotide messenger RNA. Its product is annotated as 3-ketoacyl-CoA synthase 6-like. The transcript has 2 exons. Gene Ontology annotation, molecular function: acyltransferase activity, transferring groups other than amino-acyl groups. Gene Ontology annotation, biological process: fatty acid biosynthetic process. Bases 56 to 1546 code for a protein of 496 amino acids. Gene Ontology annotation, cellular component: membrane. NCBI's taxonomy places the organism in Eukaryota, Viridiplantae, Streptophyta, Magnoliopsida, Proteales, Proteaceae. The record is from RefSeq and is a predicted model, not a curated record.